AAAACAAAAGGCACUCGGGAUUGUUCUUCGAUACGAAAAAGGCAGCGGCAAUUCAAAAUCUUCUUAGUUCAAACGCGUCUCUCGGAGCUUUGUCUCCUUCUUUCAUGUCCUGUAAGAUUUCGUCAACCCUUUUCGAAUCACUUGUCGCCCGUCUGUCUCUUUUCCCCUCGUUUUCCUGUUGUCGUUUCAAAAUUUGAACUUGAGAAUCGCAAGAGAGAAGGCGCAACUGCAUCCAGGAUCGAAGAUUUCUGGGUUUCCUGCGAUUUUUUCGUGUUUCUUUUCCCCAGAGAUUUCGGAUUAGGGGGGAAUCUUCUUCAGGUGAUACGAUUCUUUUCUUCAAGUACAAAUUUUGGGUCGUGUUGUGUAGUAUUUUGCAUUACCAGGAAGCAAUCGGCCCUUUGUUUUUUGAAAUUCGAGUUCUGACAUUUGGGGCCAUUUUCAGCUAGGUUUUAGGAUCGAUUAGACCAUUUGAUCUCUUCGAUUUUGGGUUUUUGUAGUCCGAAGAUAUGCUGUCAAAACACGAAACUGGGAAGAAGCGAGUUGGAGAAGGUGGGGAAUCUUCUAGCAGUCUCAAGUUUCUGAAGGAGGUGGAAACCUUAAGCAGAGCUCUGUAUCCGGACAAGAACCCAAGGAGUUCUGUCAAUGAUUCUAACAACGUUCCCUCGAAAUCGUCAGCUAGAACCCACUCUAGUGAGUCCCAGAAGGAGAAGAAAUCCAUUUGGAAUUGGCCUCUCAGAGCCCUUUCUCAUGUUCGAAACCGACGUUUCAACUGUUGUUUCUCCUUGCAAGUCCACUCCAUUGAAGGGAUGCCGUCGAUUUUCCAGGAUGUUUAUCUCACGGUGCAUUUGAAACGGCGUGACGAGUCUUUAAGCACUCGUCCUGCCAAGGUCUUGAAUGGAACAGCUAAAUUCGAGGAGAAAUUGAUGUACACAUGCUCGGUUUAUGGGAGCAGAAAUGGACCUCACCACUCGGCUAAGUAUGAAGCCAAGCAUUUCUUGUUGUAUGCAUCUGCGGUUGGAUCUCCUGAGGUUGAUCUUGGGAAACACCGAAUGGAUCUCACAAAGUUGCUUCCUCUCACUCUUGAGGAGUUGCAGGAGGAGAAAAGUUCGGGUAAGUGGUCAACAACCUUUCAGUUGACCGGAAAGGCCAAAGGUGCUACUCUCAAUGUGAGUUUCGGGUAUACAGUUGUUGGGGAUACUCGUAAUACCGCAGCAUCUAUGAACAUUCAGAAUGUUCGUGGUGUUCCAAAUCCAAGACAGAAUAGCAAUUACACAGCGAUGACAAGAACCUCUAGCAUAAAAUCUGGUCAAGGGAAUGAGAAAACGGCAUUUCGGCGGUAUGAAAGCCUUCCCAGUGUCGUUAACAAAGACCCUCCUCAUGCUUUGCCACGUAAUGUGGAGGAUAUAAAAGAUCUUCAUGAAGUUUUGCCGAUUCCCCAUUCUGACUUGGCCAGUUCGGUAAGCAUUCUGUAUCAGAAAUUUGACGAAGAAAAGGCGGAUCCUGCCGUUGAGUCUCAGUCUGAAAUUGAUGUUGUCACUAAGCACAUUGAACCAGUUGAGUCAAUUUCUUGUGAAGAAGAUGAUGCAGAUGCGCAAAAAGUUACAGAGCCUUCAGUUAUCGGACAUGAGACCGAAGCUCCUUUUGAGGUAUUCGAGAAAGUUGAGAACUUUCCCGAUUCUGGAAAUAAGGAAGUUGCUGAAGUUGGUACUGCAAAGUCUCCUGUGGAAGAUGGGAUUAAACUUGAUCAAAAGGAUGAGGAAAUUGCUCUUCCCAUGGAUGAUGCAGAGCAGCUACAAGGUCACACAACCGAAAAUGACGAGAGGUACGCAAAAGAAACAAUAAUGGAAGAAUUGGAAUCUGCUCUGAAAAAUGUGGAACUGUUGGAGACAGAAGCAUUGGAUCCUGAAGAAGAUCAAGAAAACUAUGCAGAAGCAGAAGAAAUAAAUUCCAUCACACCGAUAAAGGGAGUGAUAUCUCGAAACUCGAGUGAUGUCACUGAUUCCGUAGCAAGUGAGUUCUUAAACAUGCUGGGGAUUGAGCACAGCCCUUUUGGUUUAAGUUUCAGUAGUGAGCCCGAGUCCCCAAGAGAGCGCCUUUUAAGGGAAUUUGAGAAAGAAACACUAGCCAUUGGUUCCUCAUUGUUCGAUUUUAACAUAGAAGAUGAUGAGCCACAAAUGGAAUACGACGAAGAGCAUCCAGAAGAAGCCGCAUCAGAUUUCGAAGAAGAUUUCGAUCUGGCGUCCAUAAUUCACGAUAUAGAGGAGGAGUUCCAGUGGGAAACUCAAGAAAGAAUAGCCAGACCAAGGGCCAAGGUGUUGGAAGACUUUGAAACUGAAGCUCUAAUGCGUGAAUGGGGCAUGAACGAGAAGACAUUUCAGAACUCACCUCCUCACAACGGUGAUACUGGUUUUCAUCCAGUGGGUUUACCUCCCGAAGAGCCACUUCAAUUGCCUCCACUUGGAGAAGGUCUAGGUCCAGUUGUGCAGACAAAGAAUGGAGGAUUCUUACGGUCUAUGAAUCCGUCGCUUUUCAGGAAUUCCAAAGCCGGAGGCAGCUUGAUCAUGCAAGUAUCAACUCCAGUUGUGGUUCCUGCUGAGAUGGGCUCUGGUAUCAUGGACACACUUCAGCGUCUUGCCAUUCCUGGGAUCGAGAAGCUCUCUAUGCAGGCGAACAAGCUUAUGCCUUUAGAUGACGUAACCGGGAAAACCAUGCAAGAACUCGUCUGGGAAACUUCACCCGCCAUCAAUGGUGCUGAAAGGGAUCAUAUUUUGGAAACUGAAUCUGCUGCAUCUGGUUAUGAGAGGAGACCUGAAGGACGUUCAUCAUCUGGAGCAAGGGCUAGAAAAUUUAGUUCAGUCUCUGGCAAGAGUGAUGUUGAUUCCGAAUAUGUAUCACUCGAAGAUCUUGCUCCAUUGGCUAUGGAUCAGAUCGAAGAACUUGCUUUGGAAGGAUUGAGAAUUCAAUCAGGCAUGUCAGAUGAGGAUGCACCCUCGAACAUCACUGCACAGUCCAUCGGAGAAAUCUCGGCCUUCCAUGGGAAGAAAAGUGGAUCCCUUGGUUUCGAAGGAGCUGUCGGGUUACAGCUUCUCAACGUAAAGGAUCACGAGAAUGAAGAUGCUGAUGGAUUGAUGAGUCUUUCGCUUACUCUUGAUGAGUGGAUGAAGCUGGAUUCAGGCGAGAUAGGUGAUGAAGAUGAGAUCAGCGAACGAACUUCCAAGAUUUUAGCUGCCCACCAUGCGAAUCCCUUAGAAUUUGUCCGGAAAGGGUCAAAGGGUGAAAGGAGGAAGGGAAAAGGUGGAAGAAAAUGCGGGUUGCUCGGGAAUAACUUCACGGUAGCUCUAAUGGUGCAACUCCGGGAUCCUCUAAGGAACUAUGAGCCAGUUGGAGCACCAAUGCUUUCACUCAUCCAAGUCGAGAGAGUGUUCGUCCCUCCAAAGCCGAGAAUCUACAGCACGGUAUCGGAGCUUAGGAAAGAUAACGAUGAAGAGGAAGAGGAAGAGGAAGGACGGGAAGUGAAAGAUGAAACCCGAGAAGAGAAAGUCGUAGUUCCUCAGUACAAAAUCUCGGAGGUUCAUCUCGCGGGUACAAAAUCCGAGCCCGGGAAGAAACUAUGGGGAAACACAAAUCAGCAACAGGCAGGUUCGAGGUGGUUGGUAGCUAAUGGCAUGGGCAAAGUGAACAAGAACCCUUUCUUGAAAUCAAAACCGAACUCUGCAAAACCUUCGGGCGGGGAAACGUUAUGGAGCGUUUCGUCCCGCGGGUCGGGAGCUAAGUGGAAAGACUCGGGUAAGGUUAAGCCUCACGUUCGGAAUCCAAACUUUAUAAUGCCAAAGUGAAACGAUGGGAGAAGGUAAUAGGAAACUAUGGUUUGAUCAGUUCUUUGUUGCUGGGUUUUCUUUCUCUCUAUGUUGGAUUUCUUAAGUGGCAGAGUUGUAAAUUGGAAUUGCUGUGUUUGUGUUGGUGAAAAUUUUAGCGUUCACGGCAUCCAUGUUCAGUGCGUUGUAAGUUGGGGUGGUUAUUUCA
Tarenaya hassleriana is the source of this 4023-nucleotide messenger RNA. RefSeq names its product protein PLASTID MOVEMENT IMPAIRED 1-RELATED 1. NCBI's taxonomy places the organism in Eukaryota, Viridiplantae, Streptophyta, Magnoliopsida, Brassicales, Cleomaceae. The transcript has 4 exons. The coding region runs from base 507 to 3836 and encodes 1109 amino acids. The record is from RefSeq and is a predicted model, not a curated record.